AUAGGUGUCGGGCCUGCCACACCUAUAACAGAAGACGCGCCUUUCCGGUGACAUGCAGUCGCGGAAACUAUGGCCGGCUUGUCUGCAGUUCCAGCAAACUAACGCGUGUUGCGGACGCCUUGCCAAACGCGCCUCUUCAACUACGCCGAAAUCCGCCGACUCCUCGCCGUUAGUGUCGUCGACCAACUCCUCCACUGCCGGUGGACGGUUUCCGCCACUAAAACGUGUGCCGCUGCGAGUUGGGAACACGCCUUCCCGCCGCUGGACCAUAGCUUCCACCUCUACGCAUUCGUCACAUGGUGCUGUGUGGAGACGCGACGCCAGUUUCCUCAUGGCAUGGAAGUACUCCUCAACGCUUUCGCUUGCCUUCUGCCGUCUUUCGCGCAAUUGUCGCAUGCGCUCGAAUUCAUCGGCGGCGCCUUUAAAACGGGACAGCAUGCUUCGUUUUAGUUCUGGCCAGCUGUCUGCCCGGUGGUCCCUGACGUACUGCCAGUACCACUCGCGAGCGUGCCCAGUUACUAACAGAUGGAAACUGUUUAAUACUUCGGACCAUGCGCAGCGACACUGUCUCUGAAGGAACUCGACCUGGAAAACGAAGUCUUCAACAGCCAUUUUUUCCUUAUCGCCGCUGAAAACGAUGUCCCACUUUUCGACGCGGCACCAUCCGGAUCUGCCAUUCGCCGCUACAUACGGAGGAGGCGGGUCCAGCUGACCACUCCCAUCGUAACGCCUGUUGCCUCUUCGACGGGCCGACUGUGCUGCGGGAUUUUGCCAAUUUCGAGCUGUGUUGCUGCUAUUGCCAGCUCCACUGGAGGAAUUAGCUGCCGCUGGCCUUGCUACUGGACGCGAAGUUCCUCUUGCUGGUGUUAGAGGUUCAGCCUGGUAUUGAUGCGGCCGUUUUGGCACCGCACCCCGAUUCUGGCUGACUGGCGGUUGCCAUGCUCCAUUUGCAGCUGAAUCGCCGCUAUUCGCUCGCGGUUGCAAAACUUCUUUCAACGCGCCCAUCAAGUCUUGAAACCCCAUUCGGAUUUCCUCCUGCAACACUUUGUUGAUACCCUCUUUUUGCGAUUGGCGGUAUGUUUCGUUCGCCUGGGCCACUGCUGCUUCUACCACCGACGCGACUACUGGCUCGGCGUCCCAGUGUGCUGCUGGUGCUAUGGACGGCCUCGGAGGAGUGUGCAUGAGGCCACCGGUGGAAAAACCUACGGCUCCUUCUAGGUGUUCCUCCAGCACUGGAUCAUCAUUUCUGGCCGUUCUCGACCUGGUGUUAUACGCACGCGCAGAAUCCUUUUCCAUCUCAAUC
Molecule: messenger RNA, 1303 nt
Organism: Scaptodrosophila lebanonensis
Lineage: Eukaryota; Metazoa; Arthropoda; Insecta; Diptera; Drosophilidae
Exons: 2
Coding region: 53-574 (173 amino acids)
Source: RefSeq, a predicted model, not a curated record